Molecule: messenger RNA, 2570 nt
Organism: Nelumbo nucifera (sacred lotus)
Lineage: Eukaryota; Viridiplantae; Streptophyta; Magnoliopsida; Proteales; Nelumbonaceae
Source: RefSeq, a predicted model, not a curated record
CUCAGUCCUCCCACUGACAACUCAUCACUAUACAAAUCACCGUUGAAAUCUUUUGUGUCAAUUUACUUUCAAAAUUUUACACCAAUUACACAUUUCACGGUCUUCUCUCUUUCUCUCUAACUCCAGACAUUUAUAUAUUGCAGACCUCUCUCUAAUUCUCUCUCUCUCUCUCUCUCGCUCUCGCUCUCUCUAUAUAUAUAUCCCAAGUUCUUCUAGCAGAGAAAAAGAGAAAGUUGAAAGGUUGAUGUUUUUUUUUGAAGAGCUUCGAAGGGUCUCUGCGAAAUGCUAGGGUUUCUGGAUCGAAGAUUCUGAGAAGCACAUAGAGCAGAAGUGGAAAUGAGGGUCUUGGGGGAAGCUUCUUGGUGUUUCUGCAAUGGAGGGGGAAAGUCUGAAAGGAUGAAAGGGAGCAUUUUCUGCAGUAAAGGUCCGGCCAUUGCUAGAGUCUGUAAUGGGACUGGGUUUCUGAUACAGAGAAAUCUAUUGUUGACGACUCACGUUAACCUUCCGUCGGUGUCGGCAGCCGAGGGGGUUGAGAUCCGGUUGCAGGACCGUGUUGCUGCGAUGCUCGUUCCUCAAAGGUUCUUCAUUACCAGCUCUGUUCUUGAUCUUACAAUAGUGGGUUUAGAUGCCAUCGAUGGAGAUUCAAGUUCCCAGGGGCAACAGCUUCACUACUUGAAGACUUGCUCUAAUCCAAGUCUUGAUCUGGGCAGUGUAGUUUACCUUUUAGGCUACACAGGGAAAAGGGAAUUGACAGUGGGAGAGGGGAAAGUGGUGAUAGCCACUGAUAAUCUCAUAAAACUGUCAACAGAUGGAGUAACUUGGAGCCCUGGAUCUGCUGGUUUUGAUGUACAAGGCAAUCUUGCAUUCAUGGUCUGUGACCCCAUGAAACUUGCUACAUCUCCAACAACCAAAUCUUCAUCAACCUCAUCAUCUUCAUCAUCAUCGUGGAAAAAGGACCUCCCUAUGCAAUUUGGAAUCCCUAUUCCCAUCAUUUGUGAUUGGUUAAAUCAACACUGGGAAGCCAGCUCAGAUGAGCUUAGCAAGCCUAAAUUACCAAUUAUCAGAUUGAUCUCUACUGGACAGAAGAGUGAGCAUUCAUGCACUUCUUUCACACUGCGACGGGUCUUCAAGUCAACAGAGGGUGAAAAUGAAGAGAGAACAUCAUCAUCACAUAUCAUUUCAGGACCUGGGAAUCAUCCUGGACCAAGCUGUUCUGCUGCAAAUAUAUGCCAAGAAGAAACUCCAGUUGCUGAUCUACAAUGUUCUGUUGUUCAUGAGCAGGGCAUUCAAACUCCUGAAAUUUAUGAAUCCCCAAGGUUGACUUCAGUACCUAUCCAGAAGAAGGAAACUCAAAUUCAGCUUCUGGACAUUAACUUCCCUCCAAGGGUUCCUAAACCUAUUGCCCUGCCUUCUUCCAGCAAACAAUUGACCCCAAACACAGAUGAAAAUUGUGUUGGGGAACUUGCUUUGCAGAAUCCAAGAAAAGAAGACAAGGACGGAGGACCAUCCAGUCCUGGUGGAAAUGCUGAAAUUGCAUCAACUGGUUCUGUUAAUGGUGACCAUAGUGAGGUCCAAUCCAGUUCAUCUCCUGUUGAAGUUUCAGAGUUGCAAAAUGAUAGGCAUGGAUUCCAUCCAGACUAUAGCAGUGAAGGUGAGACAAUGUACUCUGCUGAAACUGCAGAGAGCAGAAACUACCCUAGCCCUCCUAGGGGCGAAAAGUUUCAGCAGGUUGGAAGGAGCCAAAGUUGUGUGAGCUACAACAGAUGGGGAGCUACUCAAAGGAAUCCUGUCACACACAGGGCAUCACUAGAAAAGCAUAGAAGCUUUGUACAAGGAAAGAAAAUGUAUUCACAGGGGGCAUCAUCUCAAAGGAGCCAUGAUUACUUUAGCCCCACUGUUUCUUCAAUUAUGAAGAAAAAGAACAGCUCAGAGCAGAUGACUCGACCCCGGCAAAAUGCAGUUCAUAUGUCUCCAAGAUGGAUGUUUUGAUUGAUUCUUACAGGGCAGAGCAACUGCAAGGGAAUCUUAUUCAUGUUGACCUGAUCCCUGUUCACCUAUACAGUAACUGAUUUUUUGUGAUUGUAUGUGCAGAAGAGUCAGUGAAUAAGCAACUUCAGUCAAGUUUUAGUAGAUCUGCUCAGGGAAAGAGUUAUUUUUUCAUUUCCUCUGUGAUAAUCUUCUUGUUUGAGACAGUAGUGCUGCUUGUUUCGUUAGAAGCAAGCUCAUUUUAACAGUGUUUUGGAUACGUUCCAUAUGCAUUUGGGCAUACAGGACGUAACUUUGUAUCCUUUAUAUAGUUUGGAAAGUGUGCAGAGAAAUGUUAAUAUUCCUUAACUAACUUAACGUGAUGUUACUGGUAUUAAAUUGAAGGGAUACCACUAUCAUGUGAUUGGUGUAGAAGGCCUUGUCUCAAUUGUUAGGAUUUGGCCUUGAGAAAACAAAAAGGUAGGUUCCUUAUCUUCUGGGAGGAGGGGGGUGUUCUCCAAUGUGAAUUGUAAAUUGUUUUUCAUGUAGCCAGUUUGAAAAUAUACUGUUUCAUAAAACAAAGACAGGGAACAUGUUCUUGGUUA